AUGAACAACGAAUACAAAUGGGACCCAUCAUUCAGUGAAGAAAUGGAGGAUGAGGAUCUAAUUAUGGAGGAAGACGACGACGAGGAAGAGGAGGAGGGAGAUGAAGGAAGCAACGCUGUGUACCCAGAAGAUUAUUCAAAAGCCAGUGGUAGCAGCAACAGUAGUAGCAAUGUCGCCUCACCACGAUUCAACAUGUCUGGUCCAUCCGAUUUUUCGCGCUUUGAUUUGGGUGCAGCAGGGGCCUCUCCCUCGCAUGGUUGGAACGAUGGCAUUGACGAAAAGGGCGAAUCCGUAGCACUUUUAAUGCAUUUGGAAAAGACGGUUGUUCACCAGGAUUUCUUCAACAACUUUAGCGAUGAUUUCGACCAAGAUGAUUUAGCAUAA
Mucor velutinosus is the source of this 384-nucleotide messenger RNA. RefSeq lists its product as uncharacterized. Lineage: Eukaryota; Fungi; Mucoromycota; Mucoromycetes; Mucorales; Mucoraceae. The record is from RefSeq and is a predicted model, not a curated record. The transcript is spliced from 3 exons. The coding region runs from base 1 to 384 and encodes 127 amino acids.